CCUCCGACAGAGGGCGAUACAGCACCUCACAGACAACCAGAUGCAGUCUGUUCAUCUUUAGCAUAGCUAGCUUGGAGCACUCAGGUGCAGAGGUCAUCAUGGUCAGACAAACCCGCAGGACGGACAGGUGUUUCCUUCCUGCAGCGGGAGGUGGUGUAGCGAAGGUUCGGUUCCCAGUGAGUCCUGGACAGAGGGUGCUGCUCCCAGCUCAGCAGGCAUUAGGAAGCUCCGACAUCAGGCCACACUGCCGUAGCUCCACCGCGGGUGUAGCGAGAGGAACUGAUGGGCGAAGUCAAGCAGGAGGCCCGGGUCCUAAUGGAGGUUCAGGAGAGAGUCAGUUGAAGAGAUCAAGAGAGAAUGGAAAUGAGGCCUCUGCAGCUCUGCACAGUCGAACCAAAGCUCCCAGGUCAUGUGACCCAGCUGGAGAUGGUUCUGGCUCUGACCCGCAGGGAGCAGCAGAACAGAGCCGAGCAAUUCAGCUACAGAGCGUGGGCUCUCUGAAGGUCACCAUCCAGCAGAGCAGUGACAGCAGGGAGUUUGGUCAGACAGACAGGCAUACAGCUGCUCUCCACUGUCACGUCUGUAAUCUCACCUGUCGCUCUCUACAGGUGUUUCAGGAGCACCUGUCAGGGCGAGAUCACCUGAGCAAGCUGCAGGACAUCACUCAGAGCAUCCAGCUGAAUGUAUGCCCCCUGCUGGACAGGGGGCGCCACCCUCAGACACGUCGUUGGUGUGACACCUGCCAGAACCACUUCACUGGUGACAUCAUCAUCCACAGACGAACGAAACAACACAAGGUGAGCAAACGGCAGGGGCGACCCUUCUGUCCAGUCUGUCAGAGACACUUCAGGACACCCAGGAAGUUUGUGGAGCACAUAAAGUCUGCAGACCACAAGCAGCAGGUGCAGCUGGAGGAGGGCCAGGAGGAGGAGCUAAUCACAGUGGAUGCUCUUGGCUGCUUUGAGGAGGAGGAGGAAGAAGAAGAAGAUGUUGAGGUGGUAGAUGAAAAUGAAGAUACGGAACAAUCUGAGGUUGUAUUAUCAGAGCCAGUCAAUCCCAAAGAGCCAGAGGAAGAGUCUGACCCUCAGCUGACAUACGGAAGCAGCUUUGUGGUUCCAGUUCAUGGGUUCGUGUGUCGACUCUGCAGCAAGUUCUUCUAUAGAGAGACGGCGGCUCGACACACACACUGCAGGACACCCACACAUUACCUGAACCUGCAGUGCCACAUUUCUGACUAUGAAGCUGCCAAUUACCAGAGUCAGCUUGUCAGCAGGUGUGUCACUGAACAUAGUUCUAGAUCCCCGCCCACAGUAACAUGGGUCAUGUUACCCGGCCACCCCGAGGCCCCGGCUCGCAGGCUGUGCUGGAGGAUCUGCUACUGUAUAAAGAGCUAAGAGUUUUGUUUUUCUCUUGCUCUCGGUGGAAGACAUGAAUGUUUUCUUUCCCUCCCUGCUGAUCUCUGCUUCUGCUUUUUGUCUGUAUUUUUCUCAGAGCCUCCAAACUUUUAAAUGAUGGA
This is a messenger RNA of Girardinichthys multiradiatus, 1516 nucleotides long. RefSeq names its product cdkn1a interacting zinc finger protein 1b (gene ciz1b). Gene Ontology annotation, molecular function: nucleic acid binding; zinc ion binding. Lineage: Eukaryota; Metazoa; Chordata; Actinopteri; Cyprinodontiformes; Goodeidae. Gene Ontology annotation, cellular component: nucleus. The record is from RefSeq and is a predicted model, not a curated record. The transcript has 14 exons. The coding region runs from base 99 to 1394 and encodes 431 amino acids.